UCUCAACCACCCGAUAUUUCCUUUGCAGAAGCUUCUGAAGCUAAGGAUCAAUCGUCUUCAUUCCACCCACGUUGAAAAUCGGCGAUUGCUUACUCAUCCUCGCUAUCUGCAGCUCGAAUCUGUUAUGGUGGUGAUUGCGCCACCUGAGAACGAGCGACGCUGUAACUCCGGUCAAGAGUAACUUGAGAGCUCCGAACAGUAUUAGUGGUUGCUGCUCCAGUGGACCUUGUGUUACCUAGAGGUAAAGGACAGCCGUUCAUUAUUCACCUUCCAACCGGCUCAGUUCAUAAAACUUUGUGGACUGGAGGUGUGUCACAGGCAUAGUGCUCUGAAUAGUGAAUACAUGGCAUUAAUGACAUCCUAACCAUUUUAUAGACGUCCAUUUGCGAAAAAUAUCUUCGGAAUCCGAGGCAAACACAACACAAAUCUAAUCCCAAUAGAUAUGGCUUCCUCAACAGGCUUUAAGAUUCUUAACCUGCCCAGCGAGCUCGUCGUCCACAUCCUGAGCUUCCUCGAUCCCGAAGAGCUCGUCCAAGCAGCUAAGACCUGCCGACCGAUGAACACCAUUUCCAAAGACGACACCCUUUGGCUCCGCUUCCUCCGAAGCGACGCCCCCGACCUCGACCUCUCCACACCCACACCCGAAGCGACGUACCGCGACCUCUACCUCUCCCACCUCGGCCACUGGCACAUCGCCCGCAACAAGAUCUGGAUAUCCUCCAGCGAGCCGACCGGAAAAGUCCUGCUCUCGCGCUACUCGCGCAGCCGCAAUGUGAUCGAGGCCUACGGGCUCAGCGCGGAGCAAGGGCCGCACGACGUGGUCUUCUGGCAAGGAAACACGCCCAACGUGAUAAUGCACAGCUUCAACCCGACCGUGUCGCUGGACGUGAGCACGCCGAUUAUGAAGUUGGAUCCGUGGAUGCGGUGGAGGCCGCCGAAGACGCCGCCUGUAAUCGCGGAGACGGAGGAGGGGGAGUUGGAUCGGACGCAAUGGGAGCCGUUUUGGCAGAAGGAGCUGCGCAUGGAUAUCCCGUCGUUGAUCGGGGCCGGGGGUACGGUGAACCAUACGCUGCUUUUGACAAGUCGGUACCCAACCGAUAUUAUUACGAACGUCUGGCCACCUAAUUUGAUUCCGGCGCCGAAAGCGCAGCGAGUGCGGGUUUUUAGUCCCUCGAAGUUUAAGGAUAAAGGUCACCGGCCGAAGAGACUAGCUGACCUAUGCGAAAGUUCGUUCAGAGUCCGGAAAUGGGCGGAGUUUGGAGGCAGACGGGAUAGGGAGGGUGGAGGCACUUUCUCGUGGUUCCGGAAUACUCACGGCUCGUUUCCCGCAAAUCUCUACUCAUCAGUAUCGCUCCAGGGGUUCUCCCCGAACAACCGAAUCGGCGAAGACGUCCACACCUUCGCAACGAUGACUGAAGACACAUAUCUUCCGACUGCCGCUAAACCGUAUCAAGGCGUCUGGGUCGGAGAUUACUCCGGCCACGGCUGCGAAUUUUUGUUGAUUAUGCAAUGGACGGAGGACGAGCUGGCCGACGGUUCACGCCCGCUGCCGGAGAGGGCGCUGGAGGUCCUCGAAGAGGGCUCGACGAUAUCGGAAAAUGAGGACUGGACAAUAACCGAAAAUGGGGAUUCGACGACAUCGGGAAAUGAGGACGCGGUCGAUGACUCGCCGGAAUUUCGCGUUCCCCCUUAUCUGGGCUCCGAUAGAUCUCCCGUUGCCGGCCGCCUGGAAGCGGUGAAGCUCACCGGCGACGCCAAUGUGCCGCGCGGCGAGUACACGUUCAUCGCCCCGGACAUCGGCGAGCACGGGACGAUUCGGAUUGCGGACGAGGAACUGUUUCAAGGGGCGAGGUUCGUGAAGAGUGUCGGACACAUUGCGUCGCAUGGAUUCCGAGAGGAGAAGUUCGUGGCGUCGCAGCUCAUCUUGAUCUCAGAAAACUUGCUGGCACAAUAUUGGGAAUGCCUUGGGCAUAUUAGUCACUAUAAACGGGUCGAUAUUGGGCGGUUCUCGGAGGCCGAUUGAGAGAACGGAUGAAUGCCAUGGGAGACUCAUCCCGCUGCUCUUUAGGUCGCGAUCCAGGCUUUGACUUCCUUCACACUCGCCAUAAGCAGUGGAACGGCGACUGGGCCGAGCAGUGGCAUGUACACUGCAACCUUGUGUUCAUCCGGGAAGUAAACCUGGCCCACCAUGCUUCGCUCAAAGAACGCUUUUUCAGCCUCAAACUCUGCUGUUCGAGAGUGCUCCAGUGCCUUGUGGAACCGUCCGGCGCGCAGCUCGUUGCAGGCAGAAUCGAGGUGCUUGAGGGUGAGGGUGACGGAAUGGAGUACACUAUUCGGUAUCGCGAUGGAUUGCAAGGUGUCGGUUAGACGCGCGAGCGAGCCAAGGGUAGAGGAUGCGGAGAAGAUGAGCGAUGCAGCAUGGAUGCGGGUAAGCGUGGAGAUGCGAAGCGGAAGAGAGUGGGGAGACUCGGGCAGGCCUAGCAGCGACAGUAAAUGCGAUGAA
Molecule: messenger RNA, 2503 nt
Organism: Eremomyces bilateralis CBS 781.70
Lineage: Eukaryota; Fungi; Ascomycota; Dothideomycetes; Eremomycetales; Eremomycetaceae
Exons: 2
Coding region: 443-2023 (526 amino acids)
Molecular function (GO): protein binding
Source: RefSeq, a predicted model, not a curated record